GCGCACGCGCAGGCGGCCUGUGCGGCCCGCGGACCUGGCGGCGGCGCCGAGUGCGCGGCUCGUUUCUGCCGCGGUCUGGUGAGGAGCUGCGCCUCGGCGUGCUCGGCUGCCGCCGCAGUGCAGUCGCCGUUUCUGGUCACGCGCGGGAUGCUGCUUCUGGCGUUGGGCGGCCCGUGGGCGGCCGGACUGCGGCUUGGUGGGAAGAGGACGGCACCGUGGGCAGCCACUGCGCUCCGAGGCCCUAGGGCGGCCGUCUGGCGGGCGGCCUCCUGCAGAGGCUCCUCGGGGCGGGGCGGCGGCGGGAGCGCGGGGCUGUCGGCAGCCGCGACGCUUCUGCCGUGUCGGUUGCGAGCGCAGAUACCUGUUUCUUGGGAAAGAUGUGUUCGAUGUUUACACACACAGCUUGAAAAAUCAGAAGAUGGAAGGCUGAUUUAUACUGGGAAUCUGGCCCGAACAGUAUUUGGUGUGAAAUGUUUUUCUUACUCUACAAGUCUGAUCAGCCUUGCAUUUCUACCGUACAUUUUUGCACAAAAUAAUAUUAUAUUUGGAAGUCUGCCUUUGCAAAUCUUAUUUUAUGGCAUCAUAGGAAGCUUUACAGUGAUCACUCCAACACUGCUUCACUUUCUUACAAAAGGCUAUGUCGUUCGGUUGUACCAUGAGGCCACAACAGACACUUAUAAAGCCAUUACUUAUAAUGUUGUGCUUUUGGAAACGAGUACAGUGUUCCACCAGAAUGAUGUGACAAUUCCAAAUAGCACACAUGUGUUUACCACAUUUUAUGCUAAAACAAAAUCACUGUUAGUUAAUCCAGCACUCUUUCCAAACCCUGAAGACUAUAACCAUCUAAUGGGUUAUGACAAACCAUUCACUUUUGAUGUGGAAGAAACCAGUGAAAAGAAACAGCUUAAAGAAGAGAAAUGAGUCUGUCGUUUUUAUGUUUGCUUAAAUGUGAUUUAUGUUCCAGUGUAUAAUAAUUGCCUUUACUUAUGAUUUUUGUUAGUGACUGAUUGUUAAAAAACUAAUUUGAAAUUGUAUCACAGAACUUUUACUUUCCAGAGAAUUAUGUUCCUUUGUAAUAAAAAAAAGUUACAUUUGAAAAACAAAACAUACAAUACUCUAUCAUUUGUGUUAAAAGGGUGUGAAAAUACAUGUAUAUGCUGAUAUAUGCAUGGUUACUUUUAUAUAAUAAGUGUGAUUGCCUCUCAGCUGGGGAUUGGAUGUCAGAAGCAAAUGGGAAAGUUAUUUUUCCUUUGUGUUUGGAUUUUUCUAAGGAUAAAGAUAUUACCUUUUCCCACAUUGAAAACUCUUUAAAAAUUCACAGAUUAUGGGAGACUGUUAAUCUGCUUCCUUUGGCUCAGAGCACAGGUUUUUGCCUAUCAUCUCUGGCAUGGCUGCCCACGUUAAAGAUAUCCAUGUCCAGUAGGGUGUGGUUAGCUCUUGGGGAAGUGGUGACCUAAGUAGUAUCGUCUUCAGUGGUUCCAUUUGUCCCUCCAUGUACACUCUCCUUUGUUACACCCUGACACAGUGGGAAAAUUG
Molecule: messenger RNA, 1536 nt
Organism: Globicephala melas (long-finned pilot whale)
Lineage: Eukaryota; Metazoa; Chordata; Mammalia; Artiodactyla; Delphinidae
Gene: TMEM70
Product: transmembrane protein 70
Biological process (GO): mitochondrial proton-transporting ATP synthase complex assembly
Cellular component (GO): mitochondrial membrane
Source: RefSeq, a predicted model, not a curated record